CAUUGUGUGAAAAUAAUAAAAUAUAGAAAAGAUCAGAAUUUGGCGUCUCGGGGCAUAAUUUACAUUUCGAUUCAUGUUGCAUUUAUAACCGAAUAAGGCAGCUUACAUUAUUAUUUACUGUAUUGUUUAUAUUAUGUAGUAUGAUGUUGUUGUUGUAGUUGUACAGUCAUGAAUACAGGUCGGUUUGUAGCGUUUUUAAUUAGGAAUAUAACAACAUUUAACGCCGUUAUUUGUAUGUCAUUUUGCAGGCCAAACCGAUUAUUGUUGCAUAAUUGUAAUACGAAGCACUGACUUUAAUUUCUGUUUUACAGCCCGCUAUAAUGCCAGAAACGUGUCAAACGCUGAAAUUAUGCGCGUUGCGAACAAAUAUUUAUAAACAAGCAAGUAAAAACGAAAAACAUUGUAAGUAUUGGAUGCUCGUGCCUUUGAUGGUCAUAUUUGUGACGCUAAAGAAUGGAUGUAAUUAGACGUGCAAGAGAAAUACAGUGGCGCACGCGCACUCGGAGGCCCUGCUUGCCUGAUAUUAAGUCUUGUUUACCUUCAGCAAAAAAAGCACCUGUCUACUUGCAACCUUCCCGUCUCCUUUGGUUUUCUACCACUUCACUAGAGCCACUCGUUUGCUUUGAAUCCUCCUGGUCAUACUGACCUUGGCUCAGAACAGUGAGAUCACAGUAGUUUCCCAGCCAACAAAAGAAAAUCACCAUGAAGACCUCUGACAUUUUCCUUCUGCCUGCUGUGCUCCUCAUGUACCUCUUCAACUGCUGUCUUGCACAGAGUGAAUCUGACCUCGUAGUAGCAACAAGGUUGGGCCGUGUGCAGGGUGUACGCUUGCCUGUUCCAGACCGGAAUAAUGUGAUUGCUUUCUUGGGCAUCCCAUAUGCUGAACCUCCACUGGGGAAGAGACGUUUCAAGAAAGCAGAGCCCAAAAAGCCCUGGAAUGGUGUCUUUGAGGCUAAAGACUACCCAAAUGCCUGCUUUCAGUUCGUAGACACCUCUUACCCAGGCUUUCCAGGUAUCGAGAUGUGGAACCCCAACAGAAUGAUGAGCGAAGACUGCCUGUACCUUAAUGUGUGGGUACCUCCUGCCCCUAGGCCACAGAGCCUCACAGUAAUGGUCUGGAUAUACGGUGGCGGCUUCUAUAGUGGCUCCUCCUCUCUCGACGUCUAUGAUGGUCGGUACUUGGCAUACUCUGAAAAGGUAGUGGUUGUGUCUAUGAACUAUCGUGUUGGAGCUUUUGGAUUCCUUGCCCUCAAUGGCUCAUCAGAAGCACCAGGGAAUGUGGGUCUCCUUGACCAGAGGAUGGCCCUACAAUGGGUCCAAGAAAACAUCCACUUCUUCGGCGGUAACCCAAAACAGGUCACCAUUUUUGGAGAAAGUGCUGGGGGAGCAUCAGUUGGCAUGCAUGUUCUGUCACCAGACAGCCGCCCGUUCUUCACACGUGCCAUAAUGCAGAGCGGUGUUCCUAAUACCCCCUGGGCUACUGUUAGCUUUGAUGAGGCCCGUCGGAGGGCCACCUCUUUAGGCAAACUCGUUGGCUGCAGUGAGGGUAACGACACUGAGCUGGUUGACUGUCUGAGAAACAAAGAGCCACAGGAACUAAUUGAUCAGGAGUGGCAAGUGCUCCCCUACAGCAGCUUGUUCCGCUUUUCCUUUGUCCCUGUCAUAGAUGGCAUUUUCCUUCCCGACACCCCAGAUGCCAUGCUUAGCUCAGGGAACUUUAAAUACACUCAGAUCUUGAUGGGUGUAAAUCAAAAUGAGGGAUCUUACUUCUUGCUUUACGGUGCACCAGGAUUCAGUAAAGACAAUGAGAGUUUGAUAUCUCGAGAAGACUUCCUUGAAGGUGUGAAGAUGGGCGUUCCUCAUGCUAAUGAGAUUGGCUUGGAGGCAGUUCUCCUUCAGUACACUGACUGGAUGGAUGAGAACAACCCCCAGAAGAAUCGAGAUGCCAUGGACGAUAUUGUAGGAGAUCAAAAUGUCAUCUGUCCUCUGCAGCACUUUGCGAAGUCUUAUGCCCAGCACGCUGCCCUCCAUGCUGCAGCUCCAGGGACACCAGGCUGGGGAAGCUCAGGAUCAGUAGGCUACAACAGUGGCAACUCGCAUGGUGCUGUGUACCUUUACCUGUUUGACCAUCGAGCCUCAAAUCUGGCCUGGCCUGAGUGGAUGGGCGUAAUCCAUGGUUAUGAAAUUGAGUUUGUGUUUGGCCUGCCAUUAGAAAAACGACUCAAUUACACAGCAGAGGAAGAGAAACUCAGUCGACGAAUAAUGAGAUACUGGGCCAACUUCGCUCGCACUGGUAAUCCCAACAUUAACACAGAUGGCUCCUUAGACACUCGAAAGCCGAAGCAGUGGCCUCAAUUUACAUCUACUGAGCAAAAGCAUGUGGGCUUGAACACAGAGCCACUAAAGGUCCACAAAGGUCUAAGAACACAGGUUUGUGCUCUGUGGAACCGCUUCCUGCCUCGCCUGCUUAACAUUACAGACAACAUUGAUGAUGUUGAACGACAGUGGAAAGUGGAGUUCAAUCGCUGGAGCUCUUACAUGAUGCACUGGAAGAGCCAGUUCGACCAUUACAGCAAGCAGGAGCGCUGCACAGACCUCUAGAUAAAUCUGAUGUAAAUGUAAGAAAAUGCAGAUCAAAGAAAGGGAAAACUGAUGACCAUAACCCUUAAUAGUCUCUUUACAGAACAGCAAAGGUUGCCAAAUCUUUUUCGUUGAUUACUGUCUGAGUAGGCAUGAGAAUGAAUUUGUGAAUGUUGCACUUUAGUGCAGAGUUUUAUUCCUCCCUGUAUAGAAUAUUAUACUUAUCACUCAAUUAUAUUAUGUGACAUAUACAUAUAUAUAUAUAUAUAUAUAUAUAUAUAAAGGAGAGGAGGUGAAUUGAAGCUGCUAUUAGAGAUUAUCAAGUGCUACGGUCAUCAAAUGUAUGUUAUCAGAAAAAAUGUUAUAGAUAUAUAUUACCUCUGAACAGUGAGCGUGCAUGUCCGUUCCACUGAAACCUAGAAACCCUCAUUUACACUGGUCCUCAGGAUCCCACUUUUUUUUAUAUAAUUUUCUUGUAUUUAUCCUGUGUUCUUAUUGGCUUAAAUUAUACUGGCUGAUUCACCAUACAUUUAUCUCCAUACUGUAUCUACCACAUCUACUCAGUAUUUCAUGUGCUGCUUUAUCCCUUAUCGUGUGAAUUUGUCUGCUGUCUCCGCUUUCUGACUGUGGUCCAAUUCAAUAUACUAAUACUUCAUGCAAGAAUCAGGAGCCAUUUAAUUUCAUGUAUGUCUAACUGAACGGAAAUGUUUCUGCGUGGGUGAGUCUGUGUGUGUUAAUGUACUAAUAUUUAAAACCUAUUUUUAUUUCAGUGCAUGUGUUCUAGUGCACACAGCAUGACUCUUCCUGUGUGUGUGUGUAUGAGAGAGAAACUCUGUUGUUUACCAUAUACCAACUACAUAGGUCAGUAUAAAUGUCUGUAUGUAGAAUACAGCUCAUCUAUUUCACCUCUUCUUAGUUCAAAUUUCAUACGGGCAUUGUAUGUUUGAGUGUUUUAUCUUUGAUGGAGGAAGAGGGCUUUGGUGAGUAAGACUAAUGUUGUCUGUGUGCCAAAGGGUCAAUAUCAUUUUUCCCCCUUGCUGUCUCCCUCUCUUGAUGGGAAAGGCUUCUCAUUACGAUAAUGGAGGGAGAGUAAUUUACUUAGUGCUCAUUUGAAAUGACAGCCCGCUGUGUCAGCCAUCUUAACUCCAGCCCUUUUGAUGCAGUGGGAGGAUGAUGAAGGAAAACACAGGCAAAGGGAAGCUGUAAGGAAAAGCAAGAAUACAGGGUUACAACAGCCACUCUUUUGACAUGUUCUAUAUUUAUUGUAAUAUUUGGUGUAUUUUUUAUUUAAGUAAAUUAUUUGCAUGACUACAUCAAGUAUCAAAAGAACUAAACAUUUUUAGUUAGCUUAAAAAAGAGCAGAUGUUUUAUUUUGUGUGUGUGUGUGUAUUUAUUAAGAGUGUGGAAUUACAUACAUAUAUUUGCAUUUUGCCUGUGAAUCUGGAUCAAACAUUAUUUUGUGUGAAUGCAUCAUGGUCAAUCAUAAUACACACUGUCAUAUACAUGUGAA
Molecule: messenger RNA, 4090 nt
Organism: Megalobrama amblycephala (Wuchang bream)
Lineage: Eukaryota; Metazoa; Chordata; Actinopteri; Cypriniformes; Xenocyprididae
Product: acetylcholinesterase
Exons: 5
Coding region: 703-2601 (632 amino acids)
Biological process (GO): acetylcholine catabolic process; choline metabolic process
Cellular component (GO): plasma membrane
Molecular function (GO): acetylcholinesterase activity
Source: RefSeq, a predicted model, not a curated record